Scomber scombrus (Atlantic mackerel) is the source of this 1657-nucleotide messenger RNA. It is a transcript of the gene nagk, whose product is annotated as N-acetylglucosamine kinase. The record is from RefSeq and is a predicted model, not a curated record. Gene Ontology annotation, molecular function: N-acetylglucosamine kinase activity. The transcript is spliced from 10 exons. The coding region runs from base 19 to 1065 and encodes 348 amino acids. Lineage: Eukaryota; Metazoa; Chordata; Actinopteri; Scombriformes; Scombridae.
CAAAACAGGAAGUGAGACAUGGCGACAGUGUUCGGCGGAGUAGAAGGUGGGGGGACCCACUCCAAAGCGGUGCUGGUGUCAGGAGAUGGGAAGAUCCUGGCAGAGACAGAGGGACCAUCUACCAACCACUGGUUGGUUGGUGUGGACAAAUGUAUCGAAAGGAUCAACGACAUGGUCCAGAGAGCCAAGGUGGAAGCAGGACUGGAUCCAAACACGCCCUUGUACUCACUGGGCAUGUCUCUGAGUGGAGGGGAGCAGAAGGACGCCAUCGACAAACUGAUCGCUCAAAUGAAGGAACUCUACCCCAAUCUCAGCCAGCACUACUUCAUCACCACAGAUGCCAUCGGCGCCAUGGCAACAGCCAGUGAUUGUGGAGGUGUAGUCUUGAUAUCAGGGACCGGCUCUAACUGCAAGUUAGUCAAUCCUGAUGGGUCACAAAUUGGCUGCGGAGGCUGGGGUCACAUGAUGGGUGAUGAAGGAUCGGCAUUCUGGAUCUCACAUAUGGCUGUAAAGACGGUGUUUGAUGCCAAAGACAACCUUGUUGCUCCUCUGCAUGACAUUACACAUGUGAAAAAAGCCAUGGAGGAGUACUUCCAGGUGUCAGAUCUGAUGGGCAUGCUGCCACACCUCUACAGAAACUUCCAGAAGUCUCACUUUGCCGGUCUCUGUAAGAAGCUGGCUGAAGGUGCCGAGGCUGGGGAUGCUCUCUGCCAGCAUGUGUUCACUCAGGCUGGGAGAGUCCUGGCAAAACAUGUAGAAGCAGUUUUACCUGUAGCACAGGAGCCUCUACUAAGUGGUGACCUCGGCCUGCUCAUCCUGUGUGAGGGCUCAGUGUGGAAGAGCUGGGAGCUUCUGAAGCCAGGUUUUACUCAGGCCUUGGAUAAAGUGGCAUCCUCUGACAAGUUCAAGGGCCGUUUCCAUGGCUACAGCCUCCUGGUUUUGCAGCAUUCUUCGGCCCUUGGAGGCGCCAGUCUCGGGGCUCGGAGUAUGGGCGCCAACAUCAAAAUGGAUUACUCAGCCAAUGCCAAAGUUUUUUAUCGGCACACCUUCAACAGCAACAAAUGAGAGUUCAGCUGAGAAAAAUGUGUAAUUACCAAUAAUGCUUUCUGUAAUGAUGAUAAUGAUAAUGGUUUUUUAAUAAGGUUACAGUGCCUGAUCUCACUACAAGAUUCCAAGACGGUGGUUGAAAUGAAGACUUAUCAGCUGUACGUCAACCUCUCUGACCAUGGAACUGAUUUUACUUUCAUUGUACUGUCAAAAUGAACCUCUGCACUUUCACAACACUUGUUUACAUUUCACUUUUCUUAUAAAAAUGCAGUUGACUUUUCAGAAAUCUUAAUUAAGGUUACCAAUACAUUUCUGAAGUGACAUGUUAAACUUAAGGUGGAUUCAAUCUUUAGAUUAUUUCCUGCACUUUUGUUUUAAACCAGUAGGUGGCGCAAUAACAUUCCCUUCUUGUGACUGACACAUGUUGGCAUCCUCUCUGCAUAAUGAUGCAAACAGGGGCAGCACCUGUCUGAUAGAUCGUGAAAUGACUGAGAUAUUACUUUUUUUCUUCCCAACAUGGAAUCAAUUUUGUACAACACAAUUUGUAAUUUUGAGAAUAAUGUUAAUUGUAAUCAGUCAUAUUUUCUAAUAAACGUGAUGUAUUAUGUUG